This is a messenger RNA of Penicillium bovifimosum, 1512 nucleotides long. RefSeq names its product MFS transporter. Gene Ontology annotation, molecular function: transmembrane transporter activity. Lineage: Eukaryota; Fungi; Ascomycota; Eurotiomycetes; Eurotiales; Aspergillaceae. Bases 1 to 1512 code for a protein of 503 amino acids. Gene Ontology annotation, biological process: transmembrane transport. The transcript has a single exon. The record is from RefSeq and is a predicted model, not a curated record.
AUGCUCGGGACGGGCGAGGAAAAUGGCCGUAUAGAUGAGACGACCGCUCUCCUAGGGGCCAACCAGGCCAAAUAUGUGGACGUGCACACAUCAGACAAUGUGGACAACUCUUCAGCACCUGAUUCCAAUGGUGUCGAUCUCACCGACAAAAAGCCAUUACCGAAGCUCCAGAUCCUGCUGCUUUGCUAUGCACGGGUGGUGGAGCCCCUAGCCUUCUUCUCCAUCUUCCCGUAUGUGAGCCAGAUGGUGCAGGAUAACGGUAACGUGGCAGACGCGGAUAUCGGCUUUUACAGCGGACUUAUCGAGUCGAUGUUCUCUCUGACACAGGCAAUUGUCAUGAUAUUCUGGGGUCGCGCCGCCGACCGCCUCGGCCGCAAGCCGGUCCUGGUCUUUUCAUUGUUCGGCGUGACUGUAGCGACGGGUCUGUUUGGUCUGGCAAAGAGCAUUCCACAGAUGAUUCUGUUUAGAUGUUUUGCUGGCGUCUUCGCUGGAACUAUUGUCACUAUCCGCACUAUGGUCGCGGAGCACAGCACCCCCACCACCCAGGCUCGGGCGUUUAGCUGGUUUGCCUUUAGUGGUAACCUGGGUAUCUUCCUAGGUCCUCUCUUGGGAGGUGCGCUUGCCGAUCCAGUGCGGCAAUAUCCGAGUAUCUUCGGAAACGUCCACUUCUUGGAAACACAUCCCUAUGUGCUUUCGAGCGUUGUGGUCGCGCUGAUCGGACUCACUGCCGCAGUAUCCAGCGCCCUCUUUGUUGAGGAGACACUGAAGAAGGAGCCGGCUGCGGAUGGCGUCGGGGAAGAGGCAGCCUCCAGAGCUCCAGCUCCGCGCGGUGACAUGUCAACCCGGCAGCUUCUCAAUUCACCGGGUGUCGGUAUGGUUCUGUAUGUGUACGGGCAUAUCAUGAUCCUUGCCUUCGGCUUCACCGCUAUCAUCCCAGUUUUCUGGUUCACUCCCAUCCAUCUGGGAGGCUGGGGUUUUACGCCCUUACAGAUUUCACUGAUGAUGGGACUGAACGGCGCCUCUCAAGCCGCGUGGCUCCUACUUGUAUUCCCACCACUGCAGCGAAAGAUAGGAUCCAAUGGUGUCAUGCGCCUCUGCGCCUGCGUUUACCCGUUCUUCUUCCUUUGUCUGCCCCUGGGUAACGCUCUCCUGCGUGUGGAAACCAAAGGAUCCGUCAGAGCUUUCUGGGUCUUCGCACCGACCAUGCUUGCGAUCGGUAGCGGAGUCAGCAUGAGCUUCACGGCGAUCCAGCUUGCCCUGAACGAUGUAGCACCAUCGCCAAAGGUGCUAGGCACGCUGAAUGCUUUGGCUUUGACCGGUUCGAGUGCGCUUCGGGCCUUCUGCCCUGCGCUUUUCACCACUCUGUUUGCUCUCGGUGCAAGGACUCAGCUGGUGGGGGGUUACGCCAUCUGGAUCCUCAUGUUGAUACUGGCUUCUGGGUUCUCGUUUACAGCACGAUUCCUGCCGGAGCCUCGGGCAGCCCACAAACAGCGGGAUGAACAGGCGAGGUGA